CCUCACUGCUUGUGGGGUGGUAUUGUGUUUGGGUGUGUGAGGCGAUGAUUGUUUACAUCAGUUUAUGCUCAGCACGACCUCAGUCUCAGUAGUAAACGGAACCGGUAUCGUUUGUAACUGUCGUCGAAAUUGUUCCGCGAUAUCUCUUGAUUCUGUGAUAUUCAAAUAGCCAUGAAGUUCCGCGCGGUGAUAACGGAUACCCUGUGCAUGCGCGAGUUGCUGGACAUCGUGACGACCUUCUCGCGCAUCAGUCGAAACAUUGCCAUCAACAUCCAACCGAAAAAGGUGAUAAUUCAAAUCGAGGGCGAUGUGGAAGCCGGCCAGUGCCUGUGGUGUGAAAUCGAUGCCACGGAUCGGAGUGGAUUCUUCAGCGAAUUCGUCAUGGACGGAGUGGACGAGCAGCACAACCAGAUCUACCUCAUGGCUGCGGCGUCAAAUCUGGUCCAGGCUUUAUCCUACACUCGGAACAACUCCAUGGAUUACGUCAAGAUGAAGCUAGUGAAAACGGAUGUGGCCUGUUUGGCGGUGGAAAUGAGCGGAAUUGUGCACAACGAGAGCGACGUCAUGAAUCCCAAGGUGCAGCACCAGAUCCCGGUCACGGUGGUGCCUCGCAGCGAGUGGAGCAAUUUUGAUUUACCCCUGGAUAUGGUCUACGAUCUGACCGUUAUGCUGCCAUCCGUUAAAUCCUUAAAGGGGCUCAUGGACAAAAAGAAGAAUAUGUCCCCAUCGGUGACGAUCUACGCAACGCUGGCUGGUGAGCUGUCGCUGGUGGUGGAAACGGACAUCGUUACGGUGGCCAGCCAUUUUAAGGGUCUACAGUGCGCCAGAGGUAAACCACCAAAUACAGAUGGCCAAACAACGGUUGACCCUGAGGAGGAACAAACGCUGGAAGCAUCCUGUAAAGUGGACGCGAAGAAGUUGUCCACGCUGCUGGAGAGUGUCGACUUUUGCGAGUCGAAAAUGAUUGCCAACAUUAAGAACGAACAUCUGCUCAAGAUCAAGUUUGAACUGCGGGAAAAGGUGUUCAUGAACUUCAUACUGCCGGCCGUGGAUUUCGAAUGAGAUUAAUAAAACGAAACGCUAGAUCUGCAAUGCAGAUUGUUUUUAAUGAAUCAUAUCAUUUUUAUUUUAACUAUGAAAAGCGACUAAUGUGAAGGGUUCCUUCUGUUCGUCCGUCCCUAAUCUUUCCAACUGCCGCGUGGUUUCCGGAACCCAUUGUAGUGUUCCGGAUGGCGACGCCUUUGCUUUGAUGCAACCUGUUACGAUGGAAUGCCCCUAUUAUUUCUUGCUGAAUUUUGAUGAAUGAGAAUGUUAUUUGUUAGCCUGUUGCUCUCUGUUCUGCGUUCGCUUCGCUUCUAGUUCCUUUCUAGUGGUAUCAAUCAUAGGGAUUUCGUUUUGUUUUAGCGAUAGGGUUUAGUUUAUUAUUUUAAAAUUUUCAUAUUUUUCCUAUAGAUUCCUUUUGUGUGUAAAGUUAUGUUUAAAGUGUUGUUGAGUCCGAAUAUUUUCUAAAAUAAGGUUUGUUAUUCUUGAAAUUUCACAAGGACUGUUUCACGCUCCUAUAGGGAUUGAGUAGUAAGGGGGAAUGAUUGUGAUGCUUUCCUCUUAUGUUUGUUCUAUAUCUGAGCUCUUUUUUCGAACUUUUUGUUUUAUUGAAGGAAACUACUGAAGUUGUACCACUGUUACUCUAGUAAAUAAAGCAAGACUUAACUAAGCCCCUUCAACUUAUUGCAUUUCAUUGAAGUGUAUUGCGAACUG
Molecule: messenger RNA, 1755 nt
Organism: Aedes aegypti (yellow fever mosquito)
Lineage: Eukaryota; Metazoa; Arthropoda; Insecta; Diptera; Culicidae
Gene: Hus1-like
Product: checkpoint protein HUS1
Exons: 1
Coding region: 172-1062 (296 amino acids)
Biological process (GO): nucleotide-excision repair; meiotic DNA integrity checkpoint signaling; mitotic intra-S DNA damage checkpoint signaling
Cellular component (GO): site of double-strand break; nucleolus; checkpoint clamp complex
Source: RefSeq, a predicted model, not a curated record